CCUUUCCUUCAAUUUUCAACACACUCCCAUAAAUCCCCAUUCCUAUGGCUCAAUUUCAUUACCUUCCCUUCCUCUUUACUAUUUUAAUCGUCGCCGUAACCACCAAUUCCCGACCAACCGCCACAUCAUAUACUCGAGAUCAAGUAUCAUGCACCAUGUGCAGCGAAUGCGAAAACCCGUGUCAACAAUCUCCUUCACCUCCACCACCAUCACCCCCACCACCACCAUCCGACACUACUAAUAAUUGCCCACCGCCACCUUCACCGCCAUCCUCCACCUAUAAUCCACCUCCGGCCACCCCAUCAACACCCUCUGUUCCGAAUUUACCAUACUACCCACCACCGUCGCCACCUUCCGGUGGUGGAUACGGCUACCCUACUCCCCCGCCACCCAACCCAAUUCUCCCUUAUUUUCCUUUUUACUAUUAUAACCCUCCCCCGCCAGAUUCAUUCGCUGUUCAAUUGAACAUUAAUCCACUUCAUAUUAUUCUUCCAUUAUCAAUUUUUGUAUUAUUUUUAUUUAACCUCUAGCUAGCUAGUAUUAUUAUUUUUUUACUUUCUUUUUUAUGCUCAGUUUUAAGGUGAUUAAACAAAAUUGAAGAUCGAAGAAUGCGGUCGCUAGGAGAACUAUACAUAUCAACCAUAUAUAUGUCACUUUUGUUUCAUCAAAUUCUUAUGUAACUUUUUUCUUUUCUUUUCUUUUUAUUUAACAUUUGAUUAAAUGUAGUUGUUUACCAUCUCAAACAAUAAUGAGAGUAAAUUUUCCGUCUAA
Messenger RNA from Erigeron canadensis, 771 nucleotides. Its product is annotated as leucine-rich repeat extensin-like protein 1. Lineage: Eukaryota; Viridiplantae; Streptophyta; Magnoliopsida; Asterales; Asteraceae. The record is from RefSeq and is a predicted model, not a curated record. The transcript has a single exon. The coding region runs from base 45 to 530 and encodes 161 amino acids.